AUGUCUAGUGUUUCGUUUCUGGAUAAGCCAUUGCUUAAGGUCAGCCGGCCAGUGGCAGCAUGCUCGAGAUGUCGGACAGCCAAGAUCAAAUGUGACGGUAAGCUUCCUGCUUGUUCCGCCUGUGAGCGAGUCGGGAAGGCGAGUACUUGUUCUGGUGCAAGUGAUGAAUUUGCAAGAGGGAAAGAAAGGAGCUAUGUUGCUUCGCUAGAAGGUUACUGCGAAAGGCUUGAACGGAGAAUCGCAGACCUCCGUCGCCAUAAAGAGUCAUUAUCCGUUGAUGAAACAGGUUUCAUCCGGGAGAGCUCAAUAACAUCGAUGUCAUCUGCAGGAACUGUCGGACAGGCUCAUCGAAAGGAGGUGUCUGAUAUUGAUGACUUGGUUGGUGACUUUGGCUUUCUCUCCGUCAACGCUACCUCUAGAGACUUUCAUGGGAUUCAAUCUGAUACCUCAUUUGCGAACCUACUCUUAUCUCUUUCAGUUGCAGAGCCAAUUCCGAAGCUAUCACCGCAGCCACUGCCAGCACGCCAUGAGAUCACACCACUUCUGCAACAUUACUUUGAUAAUUUGUUCACCCAAAUGCCGUUUUUUAGCGAGACCAAUUUCUGGACCUCUGUGGACACUGUUUACCAAGCCGGGGGACGCUUUGCCAAGCCUAGUGAUCAUUGGUUUCUGCGUUUGGUGUUAGCAAUCGCUUCUGCAUCGAUGUCGCUUCAAACCGGCGAUAGUAGUCAUCAGAGGGCGCUCUCUUUAAUUUCGGGGGCUUUGCCAUCUGCCGAAGAUGUCCUCCGUCCAGGAUCCAUUCUGGGCAUCCAGGCCAUACUACUGCUUGCUCAGUACUCUCUAUUUGACCCUAAACAUUUUCGCAUGUGGUACCUUAUCGGAAUGGCCGCCAGGGCUUUGGUGGAUUUAGGCUUACAUCAGGACCCCCCUGCGGAGGUCCUGCCGGCCGAUGAACAGUUGGAUAUGCGCCGGCGUGUAUUCCACUGUGUUUAUUGUCUGGACAGGGGUGUGAGCACUGCUUUAGAGAGGACUUUCUCUUUAUCAGAUGACUCUGUCAAUGUCGCCUUGCCAUCCACAUCGGGAACUACGAUGACAGGAAAAGGUCAUAUUUUCUUGCACAGUUCCAAGCCUGCGUGGGAUAUAGUCGAAAUUCGGGAGAUUCUGUCCUCAUCCUAUCAGGCGAAGUACUUCUGUACAAAUGGCUUAUCAUCGGAGUCGACGUGGGUAUUAUGCUCGAGAGCUCGGGAAUGGUUCGAUAAUACGCCCAAGAAUGUGCCGAACUAUUUCCCCGUUCUCUAUAAACUAGAACUGCUAUAUACAACAAUUAUGAUACUCUCACCUACGCAGGAAUAUUCUAGGCUAUGCGAUUACGGGAUUGUUCUACUGUUUGAUCGCAGCAUACAAUACACUACUGAGCUUCAUCGUAUCUUGGAGACGCGCACUUGGCUGCCGCUGGUAUCAUCUCUUGAUAUCCAACGGAUGUAUCAAGUUAGCCGGCGGCUUGUGGAUAUCCUACGGCGCAAUUAUAAGCUCGUCCUGAGCCCGUCAGUACCUGCGCUUCCUUCCUUAUUCCAUGACAUUCCUAAACCGCCCAUGUUGGAGGUCUGUAAUGGUGUCGACUGCCAUGGUCGUGCUAUUGAAUGCCUUGAUCACAUCGACACCAUUCUGCAGUAUGGUGCGGGAAAGUGGGAACUCAACAGUCUUCUCGAAGGAUUUCAACAGGACGCAGCAUCUGUUUGGAAGCAACUAGUGAACACCCCGAUUGCCUACCAUCCAGGCCCUGGGGCUUAUAUGGCUGGCCCAUGCACAAUAUUACCAGGCGGGGGAACUGUAUACUCUGACAUUAACCUUGGGCAUUUUAAUCAUAAUGCCCAGUGA
This is a messenger RNA of Aspergillus alliaceus, 1878 nucleotides long. Its product is annotated as Zn(II)2Cys6 transcription factor. Gene Ontology annotation, biological process: positive regulation of transcription by RNA polymerase II; DNA-templated transcription. Lineage: Eukaryota; Fungi; Ascomycota; Eurotiomycetes; Eurotiales; Aspergillaceae. The coding region runs from base 1 to 1878 and encodes 625 amino acids. Gene Ontology annotation, molecular function: DNA-binding transcription factor activity, RNA polymerase II-specific; sequence-specific DNA binding; zinc ion binding. The transcript is spliced from 3 exons. The record is from RefSeq and is a predicted model, not a curated record.